Messenger RNA from Knipowitschia caucasica, 2466 nucleotides. The record is from the annotation of a GenBank genome assembly. Lineage: Eukaryota; Metazoa; Chordata; Actinopteri; Gobiiformes; Gobiidae.
AUGAAGGACGUGACGGGAGGUGAGGGCAGUGAGUACGAUGACAGUGGCGUGGAUGGCCUGACCCCGGACUCGGAGCCGCCCCGUCACUAUAAGACCAUGUCGGCGUCCUUCUCGGCGGGCUCUGGGGGGCGGGGCCUGUUCGCAGCCAGUGACAGCGGCAGCAGCGGGGGCGGUGCCGGCGACCAGGGCGUGUACGAGAACUUCAGGCAGGAGCUGCAGAGGAGCUCGUGCCAGGCCGACAGCCCAGAAGAGGGCGCUCUGAGUGAUGAGCAGAGCACCCUAAGCUCCUCCCACUGCGACCCCCAGGGGAUGGUCCGGAAGGCGGGCCGGCUGUCCGUCAAGAACCUGCUGGUCCACAAGAAGAACAAGAAGGUGGAGUCCGCCGCACGCCGCAAGUGGAAGACCUACUGGGUCUCCCUCAAAGGCUGCACGCUCUUCUUCUAUGAGACGGACGAGCGUGGCGUGGACCACAGCAGCGAGCACAAACACGCCGUGUGGGCGGAGGGCAGCAUCGUGCAGGCCGUGCCCGAGCACCCCAAGAAGGACUUCAUCUUCUGCCUCAGCAACAGCCAGGGCGACGCCUUCCUCCUGCAGACCUGCAGUCAGACGGAGCUGGAGAACUGGAUCACGGCCGUCCACUCGGCGUGUGCGGCGGCCGUGGCUCGGCAGCACCACCGCGAGGACACGGUGAGACUGCUCCGCACCGAGAUCCGGCGCCUGGAGCAGAAGAUCGACAUGGACGAGAAGAUGAAGAAGAUGGGGGACAUGCAGCUGUCCGCCGUCUCCGACACCAAGAAGAGGAAGGCCAUUCUGGACCAGAUCUUCUUGUGGGAGCAGAACCUGGAGCAGUUUCACAUGGACCUGUUCCGCUUUCGGUGCUACCUGUCCAGUCUGCAGGGGGGGGAGCUGCCCAACCCCAAGAGGCUCCUGGCCUUUGCGUCCCGUCCCACCAAGUUGGCCAUGGGCCGCCUGGGGAUCUUCUCUGUGUCCUCCUUCCACGCUCUGGUGGCUGCCCGCACAGAGAGCGGCGUGCGGCGCAGGUCACAGGUCGCGUCUCGGUCGUGCAGUAAACGUAAGAGUCGCUUCUCGUCCCUGUGGGGUCUGGACACGACCUCCAAGAAGAAGAGCAAGAACCACCCCUCCAUCAACCAGGUGAGCACAGGUACCAUCAGCCAGGUGAGCACAGGUACCAUCAGCCAGGUGAGCACAGGUACCAUCAGCCAGGUGAGCACAGGUACCAUCAGCCAGGUGAGCACAGGUACCAUCAGCCAGGUGAGCACAGGUACCAUCAGUCAGGUGAGCACAGGUACCAUCAGCCAGGUGAGCACAGGUACCAUCAGCCAGGUGAGCACAGGUACAGUCAGCCAGGUGAGCACAAGUACCAUCAACCCCCCCUCCAUCAACCAGGUGAGCACAGGUACAGUCAGCCAGGUGAGCACAGGUACAUUCAUCCAGGUGAGCACAAGUACCAUCAACCAGGUGAGCACAGGUACAGUCAGCCAGGUGAGCACAAGUACCAUCAACCCCCCCUCCAUCAACCAGGUGAGCACAGGUACAGUCAGCCAGGUGAGCACAGGUACCAUCCGCCAAGUGAGCAUAGGUACCAUCAACGAAGUGAGCACAGGUACCAUCAGUCAGGUGAGCACAGGUACCAUCAACCAGGUGAGGACAGGUACCAUCAGCCAGGUGAGUGCAGGCACCCUCAACCAGGUGAGCACAGGUACCAUCAACAAAGUGAGCACAGGUACCAUCCGCCAAGUGAGCAUAGGUACCAUCAACGAAGUGAGCACAGGUACCAUCAGUCAGGUGAGCACAGGUACCAUCAACCAGGUGAGCACAGGUACCAUCAGCCAGGUGAGUGCAGGCACCCUCAACCAGGUGAGCACAGGUACCAUCAACAAAGUGAGCACAGGUACCAUCCGCCAAGUGAGCAUAGGUACCAUCAACGAAGUGAGCACAGGUACCAUCAGUCAGGUGAGCACAGGUACCAUCAACCAGGUGAGCACAGGUACCAUCAGCCAGGUGAGUGCAGGCACCCUCAACCAGGUGAGCACAGGUACCAUCAACCCCCCCUCCAUCAACCAGACCUACACCAGACCUACACUAGACCUACACCAGACCUACACUAGACCUACACUAGCCCUACACCAGACCUACACCAGACCUACACCAGUCCUACACCAGACCUACACCAGACCUACACCAGACCUACACCAGACCUACACCAGUCCUACACCAGACCUACACCAGACCUACACCAGACCUACACUAGACCUACACCAGACCUACACCAGACCUACACCAGACCUACACCAGACCUACACAGACCUACACAGCCUACACUACCCUACACCAGACCUACACCAGACCUACACCAGACCUACACUAGCCCUACACCAGACCUACACUAGACCUACACUAGACCUACACCAGACCUACACCAGACCUACACCAGACCUACACUAG